This is a messenger RNA of Vicia villosa (hairy vetch), 1230 nucleotides long. RefSeq lists its product as uncharacterized. The record is from RefSeq and is a predicted model, not a curated record. Lineage: Eukaryota; Viridiplantae; Streptophyta; Magnoliopsida; Fabales; Fabaceae. The transcript is spliced from 2 exons. The coding region runs from base 1 to 1230 and encodes 409 amino acids.
AUGACCUGGUACAGGAAUCUCCCUCCUAACUCCAUCAAGUCUUGGGCCGAGCUCAAGGAACUCUUCCUGAGCCACCUCACUGCUUCCCGCCGUCAGAAAUCAGAGGCAAACCUCGAAGCUGUGGUCCAAGGGACCAACGAGCCUCUCCGAGACUACCUCGACAGAUUCAACAAGGAGGCCGUUCAAGUAGAGACGACCGAUUACAUGAAAAGGGCGCAGGCUUUCAUCUCCUUCGAGGAAGGCGAAGCGGCCGCAGUCAAAGCAUCAAGGGGAAAUGGUAUUGCUCGGAGCUCGAGCCAAGACCCGUCUGUCGCGCCCCGAGCAAACGAGAGAAAGAGGGACGACAGGUCCCGCGACGCAAAGGAGCGCAGAGGGCCAGCAGGACGCUUCAACGACUAUACCCCCCUGAAAGUUUCACGGGAGAAGAUCCUGGCCGAGUGCAUAAACACCGAGCUCAGAAACUCCAACAUCAGGCCCCCGAAGCCGAAUCCCUCCCGGCCGGGAACCGACAAGUCCAAAUACUGCAAGUAUCAGAAGAGCCACGGGCACCUGACGGACGAGUGCAUACACCUGAAGGACGCCAUCGAGACGCUGAUUAAAGAGGGUCACCUUUCUAAGUACACAAGGAAAGGAGACCCUCCCAGAAGGAAUGACCGUCGGAGCUCCGACGAGGGUAAUUCGCCGAACGCCAGGCCGCUGCAGGUGGCGUUAUCCGUCACCCGACCAGAGGACUUCAUACCCUCGGUCGGAGUGACAUCUGCCCUCAGCGUCUGGGAAGGGUUCCCAACAGCAAUGCUGAUAUCCAACGGCGGGGACCCUGGCUCCCUCACAAUCGGCUCAGUGAAAAGGAAGUUCGACGAGUUGAUCAGCGCCACCACGGACCUGACCCCAACCCUGAGGAGGUUCAAAGGGAGGUCAGAACCGAUCACCUUCUACCUGGAAGAGCUGCCUGGCGGCGCCCCGAACGCCACAAUCCCACUGCUCGUGCGAGAAAGGAUGGCGAACUUCGACGUCCGUCGGGUCCUGGUCGACGAGGGAAGCUCGGUCGACAUCAUGUACAACCACCUCUUCCAAACCUUACACCUGGACGACUCACAUCUCACUCCUUACGUGGGCUCCGACCUCCAAGGAUUCAACGGAACAACCACAAAGCCGUGGGGUUACGUCGAACUGCUAGUCUCCUUCGGGAGGGGGAAGCUUCCAGGCAAGUCAAGACACGGUUCUUGGUGA